AUGUCUUACCAGAAGCCAGAGAAGGGAGACUUUGAGGGCCCCAAGACCCACAAGAUCCGCAUCACCCUGACCUCCCGCAAGGUCCAGUCCCUCGAGAAGGUCUGCUCCGAGCUGAUCGAGCGCGCCAAGGGCAAGGACCUGCGCGUCAAGGGCCCCGUCCGCCUGCCCACCAAGACCCUCAAGAUCACCACCCGCAAGACCCCCUGCGGUGAGGGUUCCAAGACCUGGGACUGCUACGAGAUGCGCAUCCACAAGCGCCUCAUCGACCUCAACGCCCCCACCGAGAUCGUCAAGCAGAUCAUCGUCAACAUCGAGGCCGGUGUCGAGGUCGAGGUCACCAUUGCCGCUUAG
This is a messenger RNA of Diaporthe batatas, 351 nucleotides long. Its product is annotated as ribosomal 40S subunit protein S20. Lineage: Eukaryota; Fungi; Ascomycota; Sordariomycetes; Diaporthales; Diaporthaceae. The transcript is spliced from 2 exons. Gene Ontology annotation, cellular component: ribosome; cytosolic small ribosomal subunit. The record is from RefSeq and is a predicted model, not a curated record. Gene Ontology annotation, biological process: translation. Gene Ontology annotation, molecular function: structural constituent of ribosome; RNA binding. Bases 1 to 351 code for a protein of 116 amino acids.